Molecule: messenger RNA, 853 nt
Organism: Cololabis saira (Pacific saury)
Lineage: Eukaryota; Metazoa; Chordata; Actinopteri; Beloniformes; Belonidae
Product: hepatic and glial cell adhesion molecule-like
Exons: 4
Coding region: 1-798 (265 amino acids)
Source: RefSeq, a predicted model, not a curated record
AUGCAGGCUGUGGUUGGAGUGAUGCUGAUGUUUGUUGGAAUCUCUUCUGGUGUGAGAACUUACUGUGAUGGCAGACAGGAUGGAGUUCAGUGUUUUGGAGCUCUGGGAGGAACUGUGGUCCUCCAGCUGAUGGACGACGCCUCAGAAAUACACAGAUAUGAAUGGAAAAAAGAUGGAACAAUAAUAUUGAACGGAAGAAAGAAUACCAUCAUCACUAAUACCAUGGAGACCAGAUCUGUCUUUAUUCCCAGUAAUGGAACAUUUCUGAUCAACAACCUGAUCAAGACUGAUAGUGGUCAAUAUACACUUAAACUCCAGGAUUCAGAUGGACGAGAAACAGGCGAACAAUCUCUACAGUUGUUUAUUCAAGCUCCGGUGUCCUCUGUCCUGCUGGUGUCUGAGUGUCUGUCUGAGGGACAGAUGAAGGUGUCCUGCUCCUCUGAGGGAGGGGACAGUCCUCAGUACAGCUGGACUCUGGAUGGAAACACACUGACAGACUCUGAGCUCCUCUCUGGAACCACUGAGACAAACAUCAUCAUCCUGAAACAAAACCUCUCAGGACGUCUGGUCUGCUCAGUCAGGAACCACAUCAGUCGUGUCUCCAAUGAACUGAUGGUUUCUGUCUGUAGAGAUCUCUCUCUGCUCAGAUGUGCUCUGAUGGCUGUUGUGGCGGUCGUUUCAUUUAUUGGGAUUGGUGUCUACUUCAAAUGGAAGAAGACAAAAUACAAGAAAGUUGAAGCGUCUGCUGCAGCACAAAGAACAGAGUAUCCAGAGGAGUUCUCAGUGACUGAACUGUAGAGGUUUAUUGAUCACUGAUCAUGUUUUAGAUAUGUGUGAUGACAGUUAAAUACAA